Cyprinodon variegatus (sheepshead minnow) is the source of this 2852-nucleotide messenger RNA. It is a transcript of the gene prcc, whose product is annotated as papillary renal cell carcinoma (translocation-associated). The record is from RefSeq and is a predicted model, not a curated record. Lineage: Eukaryota; Metazoa; Chordata; Actinopteri; Cyprinodontiformes; Cyprinodontidae. Gene Ontology annotation, cellular component: nucleus. Bases 443 to 1642 code for a protein of 399 amino acids. The transcript has 7 exons.
GUAAAUAACAGCAGAAGAAGAAGGCGGCGGUUGUCCUCAAUCAACGUAUGAUGAAGGCGAAUGUUUUGAUGCAGUCCAUGGAGUAAUUAGCUCAGUUCUAAGGACACAUAUAGACUUUAAAACGACCCAUUCGGUUUAUUUGUUCAAUAGAAGUUAUUGCUACUAAAACUAAUUGACCUGGACAAGAAAUUGCGCGGAACUAGACCACGGUGGCCUAGCUAACAUUUGCUAGCUCCGUUUUACCAGGUCCCUUUUGUAAUACUCCAUAUGCGGUUAAUUCUUACAUUGUGGCUGCCUGAGCAAAGUUACCUGUACUAUUAACAUUUCUAUCGGCUUAUUAAGAAGUCUGUGUUCGUGGCUUCUUCAGACCAACUGAAGGAGAAGUGUUUAUCCAUGUCCACUUGUUCCUGUAGAAUAUUAAUCCUCGGUAAGCUCAGCAAACAUGUCUCUAGUCGCCUAUGGUAGCAGUGAUGAGAGUGACUCAGAGGAAACAUCGACUAUCGAAAGUAAACCAAGCGGGGGAGGACUUUUCUCGUUCCUGCCUGCUCCUAAAGCAUCUGGAACAGCCAGGGCUAAAGGCUUUGCAGCCGCGGACAACACAGGGAGGGAGGACUUCAGUCCAUCUACAGGAGGGUUCUUAUCCAGUCUGCCCAGACCAAAGAAACGAACAGAGCCUGUCAAGAUUCCCGUGCCACAAGUCCAGAGACGAGAUUCUGACUCGGAUGAUGAUGAACCAGCUACAAAGAAGCUACAAGCCCAGGGUGCAGGGUCAGGUCUGUCCUCCAUUCUCCCCAAACCCAAAAACCUCACAGUGAAGGAGAUGGAGAGACCUUUGAUUCCUCACACGCUGACUAAACGGCAAGAGCCCAAAGGACCCAAACCUGGAACUCCUGCUCAAGGUCUGAUCAGUUCUAGCGCGUCUCCCUCCGCCAUCAAAGCCGCGGCAAAGUCAGCAGCCCUGCAGGUGGCCAAACAAAUAGCAACGGAUGACCAGGAUAACGAAGAAGACAUAACUCCUCAGAACUACUUUUCCCUGGAAGACAGCUUCCAACCUGUUCCUGCUGUCGUCCCGAGUGUGGAUCCUGAGCCAGCAGCCCCUGCAGAACCCUUUCCUUAUGUGACUCCCAAUGAGCCAGGACGCUCAAAUGCACCUUUGGAUUUUGCGGGGAACCCAGAGGGAACGGAUGCAUGGGAAGGUCAAUAUAAUCAGUAUGAACAACCCAUGGCUGGCCCAGAGGCUUUCUCUGAGGGAAGCUAUAAUGAGCCAUUCUAUCAGGAUCCUAACCCCGAGUUAGCAGAAGGAGAGGAGCCUGGCAACUCCUCCAUUUUUGAUGACGAAGCGUUUAUGCGGCUGCAGGGGAAAAGAAACCGAGGGAAGGAGGAGGUAAAGUUUCUGGAGAUCAAGGGGGACGACCAGCUGAGUGGGAACCAGCAGUGGAUGACCAAGAGUAUAUCUGAGGAAAAACAAACCCGCCAGUCCUUCAGCAAGAGAAGAGGAGAACAACCUACAGGACAACAGAGGCGAAAGCAUCAGAUAACGUAUCUCAUUCACCAGGCAAAGGAACGUGAGCUGGAAUUGAAGAACAGCUGGGCAGAAAACAGGAUGACACGUCGUCAGACCCAGGCCAAAUAUGGGUUCUAGAUCUUGUAGCUGUGGACUGCUGUGGCAUACAGAUACCUUGUAUCACAUAUUACCCGUUAUCAGAUUAAGCCUCUUCUUCUAGAAGCUCAACCUGUUUUUAUUUUCUUCCUGCUCCACACCCUGCAAUGUCACAAACUGCUAUUAUUCUGUUUGAUAUGGUGUUUCUCAGUUACUCCUUUACAGUAAAUAUAAGCCCUACACCUAAAGAGAAACCCAACCAGUGUUUUUAAGGUUUCCAAAUCAUAAAUGUUUAUUCUUUGGAUGUGUAUAAAACAUAUUCAUGGCGUUUUCAUUCAUUGUUUUUGUGGCAGAGAACAUCGUAGCAUGUUUGGUUCUCUGGGAACCGAUUCUCAUUGUUGAUCUAUGAUCAUGAUCUAAAAUGAGAAAAAUGUGACGACCAAUAUUUGCGGAAGCUACAGCAUGUGAGGAAGGGAUGCUAUAAUGUUGAUUUAGAAGAAAACAAACACCUGAAUUUGAUCAGUUGUGGUAAUAAAGCUAAAUGGUGACCUGACCUCUCGCUGCUGCUGAAAACAGAGUCCUUCUGAGUGAAUAAUUUCCCAUCAGGCACUUCAGAGUUCUUCCCAAAUGAGCCGCAAACAUCUCAAUAUGCUCUACUGUGUUUUCAUUACUGCUUUAUUUUCUGCUUAGCCUUCUCUUCCAUUGACUUCAGUUGUUUUGAGUUCAGUCUGAACAGUUUAAAUGCAGGAAUGUUUGAUGGGAGAAAAAAAUGCAGUUAGCUUAAAGAGCUAAAGCUGAACUCCCCUUUUAUUUUUCUGAUGGACACUGUUGCAUCUUUUCUUCCUACAGUUUUACAUUUCAUGUGAAUUAUUAGAGAAACUCUGUAUAUAAGAUAAUUUGCUUCUGAAAGGCCAGAUGAAUCCUUCCUUAACAUGCUGGUUCUCCCCAGUUGUAUAGUGGUGUUACUUAACAAUAUAUUAAUAGGAUAUCUUCAGAGGUCUAUAAUGUGAACCAAUCCAACUCAAUCCCUUUGUAUAAGAUGGAAGAAAAACUGUAAACAUUCAAUUGGCAGGCUAAGGGUGCACAUUUAGUCAGACAAUUACAGAAAUGUGAUGCAGGACUAAAUCUAAGUUUAAGCCUAGGGAAUUUGCAUUGCAAAAUCACAGGCUGGUGUAUUUGUUAUUCACAUCUUCCUUUUUUUGUUUUCUUGUGUGUUUGAUUAAAAUUCAAUAAACCACUUUUGAAUUUUUCU